Aspergillus wentii DTO 134E9 is the source of this 888-nucleotide messenger RNA. RefSeq lists its product as uncharacterized. The record is from RefSeq and is a predicted model, not a curated record. The coding region runs from base 1 to 888 and encodes 295 amino acids. Lineage: Eukaryota; Fungi; Ascomycota; Eurotiomycetes; Eurotiales; Aspergillaceae. The transcript has 3 exons.
AUGACACGGCUGACUGCACUCAAAGCGCUGCGGGUUUGGAAUUGGAAAAGGACGAAACCGAAACUCGAAUCGAGUUAUGAAUGUACCGCAUCUGCGCAAGAACGGCCAUAUACUUCUCGACCGUCGCGCACGCAGCAGCUGCAAAACCCGAGACUGAGACCACAACUCACAACGGAGGUCCCAAAUGACAUUCUCCGGCCGAAUGCAGCAGACGAAAUAUUAGCGAAGCGGGAUGAAGAACGUGGUCGCAAAAGAGAGAUGGACGAAAUUGACCCCGUUGACGGCCAGAAUCAAGCGUUGAAACGAGCUCGAUCAGAAUCAUCACAUUCAAUGAGCUCUGUGUCAACAAUAUCCACCAGUCGAUCCCGGUCAGAAUCCCCAGCUCGCGGGUACAGCGCAAAAAGUAACGGUAAUCGAGCACACUCAAUAUCUUCAUGCCAUUCAAAGCCAAGGAAAAGGCGAUACAGCGACUCAUCCUCCCAUCAUUCUAUCUCAUCCUAUUCUUCUGGUGAAAGGGCUCGUUCACGCUCGCAAGAAUGGGCGCGCGACAGGAACACCAGGCGAAGACACCGGGAAUCUAGCCCUGAGGAGCGUGGUCGGCCUCGAACAUCACCUCGGGGUGGUGGUCGGAGAGACAGGUCCCGCAGUAGAAGCAUGGACAAGGGUCGGAUUGCUAAAGAGAGGCGGUCCAUGACGCCAGGGGCCAUGCGAGAACGUCCUAGUCAUCCCAGAAGACAUUCCAGGGACAAAAUGGGCGCGCCAGACCAAUCCCAUCGCCGUCCCGAUUAUGGUGGACGAGCUGGUCCCUCUUCUGCUCAGCCUAGAAGAGAACGAAGCUUGAGUCCCUACAGCAAACGUCUUGCGCUGACUCAAUCAAUGGGGAGAUGA